AAGAAAAAAGACUCAACCAACAAUCUAUAUAAUUAUCAUCUGCUGCUGCUUUUCCUCCCUGGCAAAGAAACACUUCAUCCAUUUACAGAAAUCGCCCGCGGGAAUGUUACAUCAAAACUAAUCAUAACGAUUAAAAUCUGCUUUUCUGUGCGAGAGGAAGGCAAUGGGCGAGGAUGUUGUAUGCCGAAAAAAUAGCAAGAUAUCUUUAUACGAUUUUAUGAAGAAAUAUAAAAUACAAUUUCCAGAAAGGCCGACGCAGUGCUGUAAGUGAUCUGCUCUUUAGCUCGGAGUUUUAUUGUGGAGAUUGGUUUAGACUGGGAUAGAGACAUGAGCUAAUUGUAUCCUGAUCUUUGCCUUGAGGGGUUUCGGAGCCCUGGAGCAAGUACUCUCUGUAUUUUGUUCUGUCUACCUUAGCCAAGCUAUUGCAUUUCUCACCGGUGUAGGAAGGGAAGCAGCUCGCAGGCGAAAUCGGAGGGAAAGGGUUCUCAAAAAGAUACUUUAUGCCCAUCCAUGUUUCAGAUCUCUUGCGGGGCUGACCUAUACCCGUGCGCAGGGAAUUCCACGGUACAGACGCGCCACUGCAAAUAAUUAAACUCCCGGGCGGAAGUCUGGAUCUAUGUUUGCAUCUUUGUAGCUGUGAUGUUAUGGAGACAAAACAUGAUAUAUAUGGAUAACCGUUCCAGCAUGUCCAGGCCCAUGAUCACCAGAUCACCAGCAUCCCCCUUGAGUAACCAGGGCAUCCCGACGGCUGCCCAGCUCACCAAGUCCAAUGCCCCUGUGCACAUUGACGUGGGCGGACACAUGUACACCAGCAGUCUGGCCACGUUAACCAAGUACCCAGAGUCCAGAAUCGGACGUCUCUUCGAUGGCACAGAGCCCAUAGUGUUGGACAGUCUGAAGCAGCACUACUUCAUAGACAGGGAUGGACACAUGUUCCGCUACAUACUCAACUUCCUCAGGAUCUCUAAGCUCCUCAUCCCAGACGACUUCAAAGACUACAGCCUGCUGUACGAGGAGGCCCGGUACUUCCAGCUGCAGCCCAUGCUGGCCGAGCUGGAGCGAUGGCGCCAGGACCGCGACCUGGCCCGGGUGUCACGCCCCUGCGAAUGCCUGGUGGUACGCGUGGCACCCGACCUGGGAGAGAGAAUCACGCUGAGCGGAGACAAAGCCCUCAUUGAGGACGUGUUCCCAGAGAUUGGAGACGUCAUGUGCAACUCCGUCAACGCAGGCUGGAACCACGACUCCACACAUGUAAUCCGCUUCCCGCUCAAUGGAUACUGCCACCUUAACUCCGUCCAGGUAUUGGAGCGUCUGCAGCAGCGUGGCUUUGAGAUCGCCGGAUCCUGCGGAGGGGGCGUGGACUCAUCCCAGUUCAGCGAGUACGUCCUGAGGAGGGAACUGAGGAGGGCAGGCCAGCGAGGAGGGCCUAACUCAAACCGUAUAAAACAGGAGCAGCUGGACUAGACCUCCCAGACACCUGGGGCGCUAGACUUUUUUCCGGUGGCAGCCAAGCACUAGAUGGGACGCAGCAGAGCUCUGUGGAUUCUGGGUAUAAUACUGCACUCGUGCUAAUUAGUACUAGGAAACUCUGAAAUAUACUACUUGCUAACUGGUUGAACGUGGCACGUGUAUAAUUACAACCACUUUGCAUGUCGGAAAUGUCUGAGUUUCCUAGCUCCGACUAGCACGCGAAUGCAGCUUUAUCGUUUUGUUUGUUUGUCAUUAAACAUUUUUUUUACUUGAGAAGAACCACAGAGAAAGAGUGACCAAGGUGCGACAGGAGUUUUUUUUUUUUGCCAUAAGAAGAUACAGAACAUUUUGAUAAGUUGAUAUCUCAAGGAUAUUUGUGAUUGUUCAUGCCCCGCCCCAUCAAAAUAUAUAAAAAAGGAUUAAUACUUUCCCAGGGUCCCCAAAUAAAGUUUGUUUUAAAACUUUGAACCUACAUUAGGUUAGAUAUGAUUUCCAUGAUUAAGACCGUACAAAAUGUAAAUGGUUUGAUCGCACAUGUAGUGCAAGGCCAUUCACUAGUGAUUUGCAGUUUUUAUUUACCCAUUGGCAUAUUUACCAAGUCGAAUUGUUCUCCCAUACUAUAAAAACGUUCACUGUGUUGCUAGAGGCAGACAAACAGUGCUAUACAUCAUGGUGUUGUGAGAAGAUCUUGGUUAGCAUAAACACCAUUAUUUUUAACAGAACUGAAUGAAACAUUAUCCACACUCUUAUUCACACAGGAUGUUAAGUAUCGUGAUACAUAGAAAUGAAGUGUUUUUACUUUAAUCAAAGUUACCUUAUUGGAUUUUAUAAUAUGAAAUAUAGUUCACAUUAGUAUUAUCAAUAUUUUAUGUCAUAGACCAUUCUAUACUCACUAAAUGAAAAUGAUUAAGUAAAUUAUUAUAAGAAAUGUCCCUGCAUUGCCUCUGUUUUGGGUACUAAACCUAGAGAACAGAGGUGAUUAAUUCAGAGGAGCCUCAAGAUCCUAUUGAGUGACCUACUGUAAAUGAUAUUUGCCAUUGUAUAUGUUUUGUUUUUUACAUUGAAAUGGACACCUUUUUAACUGGCAUAAUGUUGCCUCAUAAAUGACUGAACAGAUCAGGCUUAUAGUAUAAGACCCAAAUUUAAGAUUUAUUCUUAGGCCAUUGAUGUGAAGUUUGAUUAUCAUAAACUAUUUCUAACGUGAUCUACCUACGCUCCCUAGAUUUGAGUAAAGAGGAAUGUAGCACUAAAAUGUGAAAUAAAUCUUCA
Molecule: messenger RNA, 2739 nt
Organism: Salvelinus namaycush (lake trout)
Lineage: Eukaryota; Metazoa; Chordata; Actinopteri; Salmoniformes; Salmonidae
Product: BTB/POZ domain-containing protein KCTD1-like
Exons: 6
Coding region: 640-1464 (274 amino acids)
Biological process (GO): protein homooligomerization; negative regulation of DNA-templated transcription
Cellular component (GO): nucleus
Molecular function (GO): transcription corepressor activity; transcription factor binding
Source: RefSeq, a predicted model, not a curated record